This is a messenger RNA of Talpa occidentalis (Iberian mole), 918 nucleotides long. Its product is annotated as olfactory receptor 8S1-like. Bases 1 to 918 code for a protein of 305 amino acids. Gene Ontology annotation, molecular function: olfactory receptor activity; G protein-coupled receptor activity. Gene Ontology annotation, cellular component: membrane. The record is from RefSeq and is a predicted model, not a curated record. Gene Ontology annotation, biological process: G protein-coupled receptor signaling pathway. Lineage: Eukaryota; Metazoa; Chordata; Mammalia; Eulipotyphla; Talpidae. The transcript has a single exon.
AUGAGAAACCACAGUGUUGUGUCUGAGUUCUUCCUCUUCGGGUUGUCUGCUGACCCCCAAAUGCAGGCUCUUCUCUUUGUACUUUUCCUUCUUAUUUACCUUCUGACCCUGAUAGGUAACCUGAUGCUUCUGCUGGUGAUCAGGGUUGAUUCCCAUCUUCAUAUCCCUAUGUACUUUUUCCUGGGACAACUGUCCUUUCUGGAUCUCUGCCAUUCCUCUGUCACUGUGCCCAAGCUGUUAGAGAACCUGGUGUCUGAGAAGAAAACCAUCUCAGUAGAAGGCUGUAUGACUCAAGUUUUCUUUGUGUUUGCCACGGGGGGCACUGAAUCCUGCCUGCUCACUGUCAUGGCCUAUGACCGCUAUGUGGCCAUCACAUCUCCUUUGCUCUAUGACCAGAAGAUGAACAGAGAGCUGUGUCUGGGGCUGGUGUGGGGCUCGUGGGGUUUGGCUUUUCUAGAUGCUCUCAUCAAUAUUCUGGUAGCUCUCAAUUUAGACUUCUGUGAGGGUCAAAAUAUUCACCACUUCAGCUGUGAAUUGCCCUCUCUCUAUCCUUUGUCCUGCUCUGACGUGUCCACAAGUUUUACUGCCCUUCUCUGUUCCAGCAUCGUGCAUUUCUUUGGAAAUUUCCUGCUAAUAUGUUUCUCUUAUAUUCGCAUUUUGUCCACCAUCCUGAGCAUCAGCUCUACCACAGGCAGAAGCAAGGCCUUCUCCACCUGCUCUUCUCACCUUACUGCAGUAGUCUUCUUUUAUGGCUCCGGAUUACUCCGCUACCUCAUGCCAAAUUCAGGAUCCACUCAAGAGUUAAUCUUCUCAGUGCAAUACAGUGUGGUAACUCCCAUGCUGAACCCCAUCAUCUACAGCCUGAAGAACAAAGAGGUGAAGGCAGCUAUGAGAAGAAUGCUGAGAAAAUGUUUCUAG